AUGGCCCAAAAGCAUAGAAAGAUUUUCCUUUUGCUUCUACUAUUAAGCCUUUUAAACCUGCAGGUAUUGUGUAAAACGCUGAAGGUUGGCGUUCUAACAAGAGAAAAUUUUAAGUACUUCAUAGAUGCAGAUCAUGACGGUCAGAAAAAUGUUACAAAUGCCACCGGAUUCUCUUUGGAUGUGUUCCGUACUUGCAUUCAUGCAUUACCAUAUGAAGUGCCAUACGAGUUCAUACCGUUUACCAAUGGAGGUUAUGAUGAUCUUAUAAAGAAAGUUUAUGCUAAGGAGAUUGAUGCUAUCAUGGGUGAUUCAACGAUUCUUGCAAACAGAUCUCAGUAUGUUGACUUUACAGCAACUUAUACUGACAUGGGUAUAGGAACAUUGGCAAAACAGAAAAAUAAUGAUAUGUGGAUCUUCUUGAAGCCACUUGAAUGGAAGCUUUGGAUAAGCAUUGUUGGUUUUGCAGUUCUCACUGGCCUCAUCAUUUGGGGUAUUGAAUCCAUGAAUGAAGCGGCUGCUCAAGAAAUUGGAACAACCUUUUGGGUCAUUCUAAUGACCCUUUUCUUUGCUCAAAGAGAUCAGAAACUGUGUAAUCUGUCAAGGUUCGUGUUGUUUGUUUGGUUACUUGUGGUACUUAUUCUGAUCUCAAGUUACACUGCAACAUUGAGUUCACUUUUAACGGUUGAACAAUUUGAGUUAGCAUCAAAGGGUGGAACGGUGGGGUUUCAUGGCGGCUCUUUUGAGGCUGGCCUGGCAGGAGUGACUGUUAGCAACUUGCAUUUUGAGGAUUAUACGCAGAAACCGUUCUAUUCGUACGAAAAUUAUGCAGAAGCAUUAUCAAAAGGUGGAAAGCAUGGUGGUGCUGAUGCUAUUAUUGAUGAAAUCCCUUAUAUCAAGAUGUUUCUUGCCAAGUACUCUAGUGAUGAUUAUGCAAUGAUUUCAUCUGAACCUUCUACUUCUGGUUUUGCUUUCAUCUUCCAAAAAGGAUCUCCUUUGGUAACAGAUAUGUCAAGACAAAUUGCAAAAUUAAGGGAAGACGGAACAUUGAGACUUCUGGAGAAGAAGUGGUUUGAGAAACAAUCUCUAUCAUCUCUAAAUCCUCCAAGAAAUCCACAAGUCUUGAGUUUUACUAGGUUUAAAGGUUUGUUUAUUGUUAGUGGAAGCUCUUCAGCUUUGGCCCUUUUGGUAUCCGUAUUUUACUUACUUCGUGCAAGAAUGGAGGUCGAGUGGAUCAUUGCUUUGGUCGUGCGACGAAAUUUAGUGGGUGCCUUGUGGAAUCACUUAUUUCGAAAUGCCAUUUGGAUAUAGAGACCUAUUUUAGAGUCAAGGGAUCCUUUAAGAUCAAAAACUAUCAAAUUAUGGAUAUAUAUUGCAUGGAUUACUUGAAGGACUCCCUUCAAGCCACAUAUAUCUAUGUAGCUUAUAUGGGCGCCAAUUGAUUUUGACUAUCAAAAGCUUGAGAGCUUAGAUGCUCUCAAGCACGCAAGAUCUUAGUAUUGUUUUUUCAGUGUCAUAAUCCAUAUCCUGGUCAAGAUGUUUACUUUCCUUUACAUAGUUGUUUGUUAAGUGUUGGUUA
Helianthus annuus (common sunflower) is the source of this 1576-nucleotide messenger RNA. Its product is annotated as glutamate receptor 1.4. NCBI's taxonomy places the organism in Eukaryota, Viridiplantae, Streptophyta, Magnoliopsida, Asterales, Asteraceae. The transcript is spliced from 4 exons. Gene Ontology annotation, molecular function: ligand-gated monoatomic ion channel activity; signaling receptor activity. The record is from RefSeq and is a predicted model, not a curated record. The coding region runs from base 1 to 1308 and encodes 435 amino acids. Gene Ontology annotation, cellular component: plasma membrane.